Messenger RNA from Pimephales promelas (fathead minnow), 680 nucleotides. The record is from RefSeq and is a predicted model, not a curated record. NCBI's taxonomy places the organism in Eukaryota, Metazoa, Chordata, Actinopteri, Cypriniformes, Leuciscidae.
UAUGAAUUUUAAAAGUCUCCCAGGUCAGCCAAGAGGUCGCUGAUGUUAGACUUUCUGUGGAGUCUCUCGUUGCCUCUGUUAAAAAGGGCCCUGAAGCUCUGCAAUUUGAAAAUGGUCAUUUCUCUGAGCUUGUGAUGACCGAGCAUGUGAUCCCGGUGCAAGGUCCCUGCCAGGAAGACUGGGUGUUUUAUAAAGACUCAUGCUACUUUCAGUCUUCAGUAAAGAAGAGCUGGCAACUUGCUGAGAACAACUGUAUCCAGAAAGGAUCACACUUAGUUGUUGUCAAUGACAUGGCUGAGCUUGACUUCCUAUCUUCGAUCAUGAAGACGUCUAACAGCUACUGGAUUGGGCUUGUUGAGAAAGAAAAGGAAAAAUGGUCCUGGGUAGAUGGAACAGAAUAUAGUGCUACUGAACACCUCUGGGAUGAAGGUCAACCUGAUGACUGGGAUGUUCCUUUGAAUGGUGAGGACUGUGGGCAGCUUCAUGCUUGGUCAUCAAGUAGUCGGAAGCUGUGGAAUGAUGCGGACUGUACGCUCGCUUUUCUUUACUUCUGUGAGAGCAAACCCAAGAGCCACUGAAAAAUAAUUAACCUCAAACACAGCAAAAUGUCUUAAAGGGAUAGUUCACUUUGAAAUUAAUUUUUGAUAUGUUUUAACUUAACUCAAGGGCAUCCAAGAUGU